AGGAUCAGCGAAUACAUGGGUAUGUAUGUAUACACAGCAGCCAGUAUCUGUAUACCUACAGUAGGUACUACUGUAUAGUACCCCUCAUGGUGGAGACUUGUCAAUUUAUCCCAACUUGCUCUCCCGCCUCUAUUGACGGACUACCGAAAUUUAGUAUGCGCAAGACGAUGGCCUAAAGCAAGGAGCUCAUACCGCCCAUUUUCACCGCCUCAUUUUUCGUAUUGGCAUAUCUCGAAGGUAGCCAGCCUACGGCUGCUACAAGGACAGCUCGGUAGCUUUCUAUCCACCGAUUCCAGUGCUACUGAGUACUGGCUCCACCCCAAUAGCUAUCUCUCUAUCUUCACUUGCAAUGUCGUCUCCCCCCUGGGCUGGGGCGUCAGGCGACGACCUUUUCUCCGUUCUCAUUACGGGAGCUAAUAGCGGUGUCGGGGUGGGCAUUGGCCAACGAGUGAUAGACGAAUUCCUCGGCUCACGACCUCUCUCUUCCCACCUUAUCCUAAUACCAACGACGCGGUCCAAAACCAAGUCUCGGGAUACGGUGCUAGCUUUACGGAAACAUCUUCACCAGACUGCGCACACGUCGAAAACGCUCCAAGCUCACUUCGGAGCUAACUACGAUCCCCAGACAGCCAUCGCGAGGGUCCACGUGCUGAGCCUCGAGGUUGAUUUGUGCAAUCUCCGGUCCAUACGCGCUGCUGCUGAUCGCUUGGUUAAUGGCAAGCUGACUGACCCCACGGGUGUCAUCGACGACGUGAAAAUACCUCGCCUCGAUGCCGCCCUCUUCAAUGCGGGUCUUGGAGGAUGGGGAGGACUCGACUGGCUAGGAUUUGCCCGGCAAUUCUUCGCUGUCGGACUUGUCCAGUCUACCACGUACCCAGCCUUCAAAAUGGCCUUACCAAAGGCGGUAGUGCUAGAGUCACAGAAACUCAUAGGGGACGAUAGCACCAAAUCUAGCUCGCCUCCCGAGCUAGCUGAAGUGUUCUGCGCCAAUGUCUUCGGACAUUAUAUACUAGCACAUGAACUACUGCCUGCUUUGAGCCGUGCAAAUGCAAGUGAGGCGCCAGGUCGCGUGGUCUGGACUAGCAGUAUAGAUGCAGGCCAUGAACAUCUUGAUUUUGAUGAUUUCCAAGCCCGUCGAUAUAUGCCCCCUUACGAAAGCAGUAAACGCAUUACAGAUCUCAUCUGCCUGACAGCCGACCUACCGAGUGUGAAAAACGCCUCCGCCUCCUUUUUCACAUCACCUGCGAUCGCAGACAAGCCUGUGAGACCACGAUUCUACCUUUCACACCCGGGCAUCGUCUGUACUCCCAUAUUUCCACUCGAUUGGUUCUUGUUCUUCUGGUAUUGGGUCACAAUGCACUUGUCGCGUCUCUGUGGCUCCCCCUGGCACACUGUCGACGUAUACACAGCUGCAUGCGCAACGACGUGGCUCGCGCUGGCCGAACAGUCUACACUAGAUGCUAUGAACGCACAUCAUAUUAAAUGGGGGUCUGGUGUCACACGUUCAGGUCACUCGGCACCCAAAAAGUCAGAAGUCGAAGGCUGGGGUUGGGAGGGCCGUAUUGAAGACGCCGAGGCACUUGAACGAGACGAAUCCAAGGGCAUGUUGCGCAAUUCGAUAGGCCGGAAAUGGGAUGCAACUACUUUGACUGAAGAGAAAAGGACCCAGUUCGAAAUGGACGGGCGCUGGUGCUGGAUGGAGCUCGAGAGGCUCAGGGCUGCAUGGGAGACUGCUCUUGGUUGGAAGUAAACAUAGAAAUGAAAUGGGCCAACGUGCCAAUGCAGGUGUGCGGAGAUCACGGACUGAAAAAAUAGCAAAAUACGCAGGGGCAUGCAUCAUGUGUGCAAAGUCAUUUACAAGCAUUGUUUAAUACUACUGAGCAUUCCUCGUGCAAUGAGCAGUUAUCAAUCACCAUGUGAACGACUCAACUUAGCAUCAUAACAGUCAUUGCUAUUCAUCGUA
Messenger RNA from Xylaria bambusicola, 1963 nucleotides. RefSeq lists its product as uncharacterized. Bases 350 to 1750 code for a protein of 466 amino acids. The transcript is spliced from 2 exons. Gene Ontology annotation, molecular function: 3-beta-hydroxysteroid 3-dehydrogenase (NADP+) activity. NCBI's taxonomy places the organism in Eukaryota, Fungi, Ascomycota, Sordariomycetes, Xylariales, Xylariaceae. Gene Ontology annotation, biological process: ergosterol biosynthetic process. The record is from RefSeq and is a predicted model, not a curated record. Gene Ontology annotation, cellular component: lipid droplet; endoplasmic reticulum membrane; mitochondrial outer membrane.